AUGCAAGCGAAAAAACGAUAUUUAUUAGUUUUAUUAAGUUGCGCAUUUUUAGCUUAUUGUUAUUUCGGUGGUUAUCGUUUAAAAAGCAAGUCGGAAAACUUGGAAUCUCUCAAGUCUUUCACCGACAUCAACGAUCAAGUCUACGAUAAAGACUUGAGUGGUAACGUGUACCAAAGAAGAAAAUUGUGGCCGAACGAUAUCGAUGGGAAAACGAUAAAGGAAAAAUGUCGAAUGGAAACGUGUUUCGAUUAUUCAAAAUGUGAAAAAAAUGGUUUUAAAAUUUACGUUUAUCCUCAAACGGAUGAAUCUGGCAUUCCGCUGCCUCUCGUGCCAAGUGCUUCCUACCAGAAAAUAAUAAACGUUAUUAUCGAGUCGAGAUAUUAUACAUCGGAUCCUAGUCAAGCGUGUUUGUUCGUAUUAGCCAUUGACACAUUAGAUCGAGAUUCAUUGAGUAAUGAUUACGUUCGGAAUUUGCCUCUUAGAAUACAAAAAUUGCCUUAUUGGAACAAAGGACGAAAUCAUGUUAUUUUUAAUUUAUAUUCGGGUACGUGGCCGGAUUACGCGGAGGAAAAUCUCGGGUUCGAUUACGGUUUUUCCAUAUUGGCAAAAGCGAGCAUGAGCACGGUACAUUUUCGUCCAAAUUUCGACGUGAGCAUUCCUCUUUUUCAUAAAAAUCAUCGCGAGAAAGGCGGGGAAAGUGGUUAUGUGUCGUCUAAUAAUUUUCCCGUGAUAAAAAAAUACGUUUUGGCAUUUAAGGGAAAACGUUACGUUCACGGAAUCGGGUCGGAAACGAGGAAUAGUUUGUAUCACCUUCAUAACGAAAAAGAUAUGGUUCUAGUCACAACGUGUAAACAUGGUAAGAGCUGGAAGGAAAUGAAGGAUGAAAGAUGCGAUGAGGAUAAUCAAGAAUACGACAGAUACGAUUACGAAGUGCUUUUACAAAAUUCAACUUUUUGUCUGGUGCCUAGAGGUCGAAGGUUAGGUUCGUUUAGAUUUUUAGAAGCUCUUCAAGCAGGGUGCAUACCCGUUUUACUAUCAAACGGUUGGGUUUUGCCUUUUCAAGAAGUCAUAGAUUGGACGAAAGCUGCCGUUUGGGCAGACGAAAGAUUACUAUUACAGGCAAUAGUUCCCGACAUCGUUAGAUCCAUUAGUGCCACUAAAAUAUUCGAAAUGCGUCAACAAACCCAAAUACUAUGGGAUAGAUAUUUUUCAUCCGUUGAAAAAAUCGUUUUCACAACGUUGGAAGUUAUAGGAUCGAGGCUGGGAUUUGAUUAUUCACGGGAUGGAAUAAUGUGGAAUUGGCCGCCUGGUGCCCUGGUAUCCCUUCCAAAUUUUUCAGAUACUCUAAAGAAUUUUCCUUUUUAUACUCGAAUGUUUCAAAUGAGUCCUGGAGAUUCGGGUCUGACGGCUGUUAUUUACGUUACCAGAGGUGGCAUCCUUUCAGCCACUAAUCCCUUGUACAAAUUAAUCAAAAAUAUAUCCAAAAGUCAAUUCGUUGCACGGAUUAUUAUACUCUGGUGUGCCGAAAAACCGCCUCCUCCGCGGAAAAAAUGGCCCCAAAUAUCCAAACAUAUCCCAUUUUAUCCUCAUCCCUUAAUUCAAACUUCGGCCAUAUUGAGUCUAGACGAAGACACCGUCCUAACAACGGAUGAAGUCGAUUUUGCUUUUCAAGUUUGGAUUAAUUUCCCGGAUAGAAUCGUCGGGUACCCAGCCCGGAGUCAUUAUUGGGACGAUUCAAAGAAUUCUUGGGGAUACACGUCAAAAUGGACAAACGAUUAUUCGAUAGUAUUAACGGGAGCCGCCAUUUAUCAUAGAUAUUACAAUUAUUUAUACACUCAUUGGUUGAGUCCGCUUCUUCAUAAGACUGUUGAACAGAGUCAGAAUUGCGAAGACAUUCUAAUGAAUUUAUUAGUGGGUCACGUGACUCGAAGACCAAAUAUUAAAUUGACUCAGAGGAAACAUUACAAGGAACAAAAUGCCGGACGACAAAGAUCUCCAUGGAAUGAUCCAGAUCAUUUUAUUCAACGUCAGACUUGUCUGAACACAUUUGCUGCCGUUUUCGGUUACAUGCCGCUACUCCGCUCAAACAUGAGACUUGACCCUGUUUUGUUUAAAGAUUCCGUCUCAAAUCUACGUAAAAAAUAUAGGCAAAUUGAAUUGGUCGGAUCCGGAAGCUAG
Messenger RNA from Pediculus humanus corporis (human body louse), 2178 nucleotides. Its product is annotated as Exostosin-1, putative. NCBI's taxonomy places the organism in Eukaryota, Metazoa, Arthropoda, Insecta, Psocodea, Pediculidae. The record is from RefSeq and is a predicted model, not a curated record. Gene Ontology annotation, molecular function: glycosyltransferase activity. Bases 1 to 2178 code for a protein of 725 amino acids. Gene Ontology annotation, cellular component: membrane. The transcript is spliced from 9 exons.